GCGAGAGUUGAUAGGCGGAGGAGGAGCCGUCUCCGGCAGCCGCCUCACAGCGAUGGCGGCCGAGCAGGGCCGGCGGCGGUGGCGGCUGCGGCUACGGCUGGAGACGGCAGUGGAGGAACCAGUGGUGGGCGGCGGGGGCCUGUGACCAGGAGGCGCCCCCGGGCCUAGGCACCAUGAGCCAAGGCCCCCCUCCAGUGGAGAGCAGCGAGCCAGAAGCAAAGGUCCUCCACACCAAGCGGCUUUACCGGGCUGUGGUGGAGGCUGUGCAUCGGCUAGACCUCAUCCUUUGCAACAAAACUGCUUAUCAAGAAGUGUUCAAACCAGAGAACAUUAGCCUGAGGAACAAGUUGCGUGAGCUCUGUGUGAAGCUUAUGUUCUUGCAUCCGGUAGACUAUGGGAGGAAGGCUGAGGAGCUGCUGUGGAGAAAGGUAUACUAUGAAGUUAUCCAACUCAUCAAGACUAACAAAAAGCAUAUCCACAGCCGGAGCACCUUGGAAUGUGCCUACAGGACUCAUUUGGUCGCUGGCAUUGGCUUCUACCAGCAUCUCCUUCUCUAUAUCCAGUCCCACUACCAGCUUGAACUACAGUGCUGCAUUGACUGGACUCAUGUCACGGACCCCCUCAUAGGAUGCAAGAAGCCAGUAUCUGCUUCAGGAAAGGAGAUGGAUUGGGCACAGAUGGCAUGCCACCGAUGUCUGGUGUACCUGGGGGAUUUGUCACGUUAUCAGAAUGAAUUGGCUGGUGUGGACACUGAGCUGCUAGCUGAGAGAUUUUACUAUCAAGCCUUGUCAGUAGCUCCCCAGAUUGGAAUGCCCUUCAACCAGCUGGGCACCCUUGCAGGCAGCAAGUAUUACAAUGUGGAAGCCAUGUAUUGCUACUUGCGCUGCAUCCAGUCAGAGGUGUCCUUCGAGGGAGCCUAUGGGAACCUCAAGAGGCUGUAUGACAAAGCAACCAAAAUGUACCAUCAGCUGAAGAGGUCUGAGACUAGGAAGCUCUCCCCCAGCAAAAAGCGAUGUAAAGACAUUAAGAGGCUGUUGGUGAACUUCAUGUACCUACAAAGCCUGUUACAGCCCAAAAGCAGCUCCAUGGAUUCUGAGCUGACCUCACUUUGUCAGUCAGUCCUAGAGGAUUUCAACCUCUGUCUCUUCUACCUGCCCUCCUCACCCAACCUUGGCCUAACGAACGAGGAUGAGGAAGAAUGUGAAAGUGGAUAUGCUUACCUCCCUGACCUCCUCAUCUUUCAGAUGGCCAUCAUCUGCCUUAUGGGUGUGCACAGUUUAAAGAGAGCAGGAUCCAAGCAGUACAGUGCAGCCAUUGCCUUCACCCUGGCCCUCUUCUCCCACCUCAUUAAUCAUGUCAACAUACGGCUGCAGGCGGAGCUGGAAGAGGGCGAGAACCCUGUCUCGGCUUUCCAGAGUGAUGGCACAGAUGAACCAGAGUCAAAAGAACCACUAGAAAAGGAGGAGCCAGAGCCAGAGCCUGAGCCUGCUGUGGUGCCCCAAACUGAGGAGAGUAGAAAGAACCGUAAGCACUCCCGACUCUCUUGUCUUCGUCGCCGUCGCCGCCACCAUCCUCCUAAAGCUGGUGAUGACAGUGACCUGAGUGAAGGUUUUGAAUCAGACUCAAGCCAUGACUCUGCCCAGGCCAGUGACGGCUCCGACAGUGGCUCUGAUAAGAGCCUGGGAGGCAGGGGCACUGCAUUUGAUGCAGAGACAGACUCAGAGAUGAACAGCCAGGAGUCCCGGUCAGACCUGGAAGACAUGGAGGAUGAAGAGGGCACAAGGUCUCCAGCUCCGGAGCCUCCUCAGGCCAAAUCAGAGGUGCCUGAUUCCCUCAACGGCCCUCUGGGCCCCAGUGAGGCAAGCAUUGCCAGCAAUCUCCAGGCCAUGUCCACCCAGAUGUUCCAGACGAAGCGCUGCUUCCGACUAGCCCCCACUUUCAGCAACCUGCUCCUGCAGCCCACCACGGAACCCAACAGUGUGGCCAGUCACAGGUCUUGUGUCAACGGAGAUGUGGACAAGCCUUUAGAGCCAGCCUCUGAGGACGGCUCUGAGUCAGAGGGGAGCGAGUCCAGCAGCCGUUCCUGUCGCAAUGAGCGCAGCCUUCAGGAGAAGCUGCAGGCCCUGAUGGCUGAGGGCCUUCUUCCUGCUGUGAAGGUCUUCCUCGACUGGCUGCGGACCAAUCCCGACCUCAUCAUCGUCUGUGCGCAGAGCUCUCAAAGUUUGUGGAACCGCCUGUCUGUGUUGCUGAAUCUGUUGCCAGCAGCUGGUGAACUCCAGGAUUCUGGCCUGGCCCUGUGUCCUGAAGUCCAGGGUCUCCUUGAAGGCUGUGAGCUGCCUGACCUCCCUGCCAGCCUGCUGCUCCCAGAGGAUAUGGCACUGCGGAACCUACCUCCUCUCCGAACUGCUCAUAAGCGCUUUAACUUCGAUGCAGAUCGGCCCCUGCUCAGUGCUUUAGAGGAGUCGGUGGUGCGCAUCUGCUACAUCCGCAGCUUCGGGCACUUUGUUGCACGACUACAAGGCAGCAUCCUGCAGUUCAAUCCAGAGGUCGGCAUCUUCGUCAGCAUCGCUCAGUCUGAGCAAGAGAGCUUGCUACAGCAGGCUCAGGCCCAGUUCCGUAUGGCAGAGGAGGAGGCUCGGCGGAACAGACUCAUGAGAGACAUGGCUCAGCUACGAUUACAGCUCGAGGUCUCCCAGCUGGAAGGGAGCCUGCAGCAGCCCAAGGCGCAGUCAGCCAUGUCUCCCUACCUCAUCCCUGACACCCAGGCCCUCUGCUACCACCUCCCUCUCAUCCGCCAGCUGGCUACAAGUGGCCGCUUUAUCAUCAUCAUUCCAAGGACAGUGAUUGACGGCCUGGAUUUGCUGAAGAAGGAGCAGCCAGGGGCCCGGGAUGGGAUCCGGUACCUGGAGGCAGAGUUUAAAAAAGGAAACAGAUACAUUCGCUGCCAGAAGGAGGUGGGAAAGAGCUUUGAGCGGCACAAACUGAAGAGGCAGGAUGCAGAUGCCUGGACUCUCUAUAAGAUUCUGGACAGCUGCAGACAGCUAACUCUGGCCCAAGGGGCAGGGGAGGAGGACCCGAGUGGCAUGGUGACCAUCAUCACAGGCCUUCAUUUGGACAACCCCAGUGUACUCUCUGGGCCCAUGCAGGCUGCGCUGCAGGCCGCUGCCCAGGCCAGUGUGGAUGUCAGGAAUGUUCUGGACUUCUACAAGCAGUGGAAGGAGAUGGGCUGAGAGGCACAGGCCCUGCAGUGGGGCUGACUCCAGAUCCCUGUUCUCUCUGCAACCAGGACCUCCACCUGUAGUCACCCACCACACGCAGACUCAAGCAGGCCAACAGGAAGGCAGGCCAGCUGCACUGAGGCUGCGGGGAGGGCCCGGGAGCCAGCUGGGAGGAUGGGGCCGUGUUGCUAAGGCGAAAUCAGGGAGGUGAGGAGGGCUUGGAGCAGGAGUGGCUUGAGGACCCCUGGCCAGCCUUCCACGGCAACCCCUGUGUCCCCCCCAGGGUGGGGCUGGCACGGGCCUGCAUUUCACUGGAGCAGUUCCUGGACUUUGAGAGGAAAGGACACCAGAAGGCCCUGUUCUCACACAAGAUACAGGGUGGGUGGGGCUGCGGGUCUGGGCCCCUAGCUCUCAGGAAAGUGUUGGGAGAUACUGAGUGUGGGCAUAGUUCUCUGCAGACCCUGCCCAUCCUCAAGAACCUUCCCCCUUUUCUCCCAUGGGGGACAGGGCAGCUCUUUAGCCAGCUGUGGUGGCUCUUAGGGAAGCAGGGCCUGAAAUGGCCUACACCGGAGCAGGGGCUGCACACUCCAAGGCCCCACUUCCUUUCUGCUGCUGCCCAGCUUCCAGGCCCACUUAGGAUGUGGGCUGGCUGGCUAUAUGCCAGUGGUCAUCCCUUCCCCACCAGUUCCACAGUCACUGUGCUUGGUGCUCUUGGCCGCUGUGCUGAGGUAAGGGGUGCCAAGGAAGGAGUGAGGGCCAAGGCCACCCCUCUCACCAUCCAGGGAGAGCUGGAGGAAGGGUGGCAGAGAAGCAAGAUCCCUGGAAGCUGCUUACUCGGGGCCUCUGCCCUGAACUACCCUCCUUUGCCCAUCCCCAGAACUAGAGCCCUGGUGGGCUAAGCAUGGGCUGGCUUUUGGAGUGUCAGUGACACAGGAGCAGAGAUCAUGAAUAGCUCAGGGUCGGACUGGUGCCCUGAGAGCACAGAGCUUAGGGGAGGCUCUGGCCAUGGCUACCCCAGGUCCACCCUUCAGCCUGGAAGCUGAGCACAGCUGGGGCUGGGAUCUUUUCUGCUCCCCCUCCUUACCCCAACUGGCCUAGCUGCUUUGGCUGUGCUUAGAGGAGCUGGCUUCCUGCCUUCCACUAAGACAGAGGGGCUGGGAAAACCAGGGGACAGUUGGGGUUAUCCCAUUUCCAAUUCUGGCAGACUUGAGACUCAAGCAUCACUUAAUAAAGACCCCUCCCCCAAGCCCA
This is a messenger RNA of Onychomys torridus (southern grasshopper mouse), 4469 nucleotides long. RefSeq names its product SMG5 nonsense mediated mRNA decay factor (gene Smg5). Lineage: Eukaryota; Metazoa; Chordata; Mammalia; Rodentia; Cricetidae. Bases 174 to 3230 code for a protein of 1018 amino acids. The record is from RefSeq and is a predicted model, not a curated record. Gene Ontology annotation, biological process: nuclear-transcribed mRNA catabolic process, nonsense-mediated decay. Gene Ontology annotation, cellular component: telomerase holoenzyme complex. The transcript is spliced from 22 exons. Gene Ontology annotation, molecular function: protein binding; telomeric repeat DNA binding; telomerase RNA binding.